This is a messenger RNA of Fulvia fulva, 1032 nucleotides long. RefSeq lists its product as uncharacterized. Lineage: Eukaryota; Fungi; Ascomycota; Dothideomycetes; Mycosphaerellales; Mycosphaerellaceae. Bases 1 to 1032 code for a protein of 343 amino acids. Gene Ontology annotation, molecular function: protein binding. The record is from RefSeq and is a predicted model, not a curated record. The transcript is spliced from 2 exons.
AUGUCAUUUGACGGACGAAAUUUCGUAGGCAAUGCCUAUUACCAGCUCAAAGCAUCACCUCUCGGGGGCAACGGUGCCUUCGCCUUGAAGAACAUUCGAGCCGGUACACAAAUCCUUGUGGACGACCCUCUCUUCAUAAUCAACAAGCCGGAGCCACGAAUCACCGAGAGUGAUGUGGGCAAUGCGUACGCCCGUCUCGAUACCAGCGCCAAACGGCAGUUCGAUGCUAUGUGGGCAAUGCCGCUUCCCGGACGAUCUAGACUCCUAGCCGCCUUUCUCACCAACAAGUUCACGAUGGCCGGAUCCCACGCGACUGGCUGCUUCAGCCACGCGAGCCGCUUCAAUCACUCUUGCCAGCCGAAUUGCAUCAUGGGCCACACUUCGCAGAGACAGACGCAGUGCUACGUCUUCAGGGAUGUUGCAGCCGGGGAGGAGCUUACAUUCUCCUAUCACAAAGGAGCGACUACGCUGCCCACCAUUCAACGUCGCCAGUUCUUGUGGGAUGUUGGUAUUCGUUGUGCUUGCAUACUUUGCGCUACAUCGGACAGGGAGCGCGCGACAAGUGAUCAGCGCCGCACACUCAUGUGCUUCAUGUUCUUCAUAGGCAUGAAGACGCAUGUGGCCGAUGUCGAAGAGCAUGUUCCCAACAUCGACAGAACCUCAGUGCUCGUCCGAGCGACCAACUUGGGGUGUGAUGAGACCUGGCCGAUGGCGGCGUUCAUGUGCCUGGCGGACGCUGAAGGUCUCGCUUUCGGAAGGAUCCCGUGGGCAGUGUCGACAGCUACCAUCGCGAGCCUCGUAGAAAGAUGCAAAGGCCUGGAGGGCAGCGUGUUGCCGAAGUCGAACAAGUUACCAGAGGUUCUACACUUCUGGGUGGCCAGGCAAAGAGCGUUUAAUCGCACUAGCAGGGGUUCCUCUGACUGGGCUAUUGAGAAGUUCGAAGACUUGUGCCAGGGAGCCGAGCUGAUAGUUGCGUACAUGAACUUUGCUGUAGCGUCUGGUCGUCCUCUGAUGAAUCCUGGCGGUAUUUGA